AUGCACGCUUCUGCUGCCGCCCCUACUGAACUGCUGCUGCUCGCCCGCCUCGCCAUUGCGUUGGCCGCUGCCGAUAGCUGCCCGGCCUCGAACCCGCCGGCCGCUGCACCGUCCGCCGUGGCCCCCCGCCCUGCCCCGCGCCUACUGCUGCUGCGGCCGCAGCUACACGCCGCCGCACCGCAGCGUUGCUGCUGCCACCGCCGCCCCGCACCGGCCUCUGCCCGACGGCCGCUUGCACCUUCUCCCUCCCUCUGCUCCGCUGCGCCUGCUCGCGCCGCCCGCCGGAAGCCCUUGCCAUGCCCGCCUCACCUGCUUCGCCACGCCACUCCCCGUGCACUGCCGCGCCCGGCGCUGCUCCCACCGUCCCCGGCCGCCGAGGUCCCGGCCGCUCCCGCCCUCGCCUCUGGUGGCCUUGGGUGCGAGCGCCCACACCCGUGCGCCCGAUAA
Messenger RNA from Aegilops tauschii subsp. strangulata, 447 nucleotides. Lineage: Eukaryota; Viridiplantae; Streptophyta; Magnoliopsida; Poales; Poaceae. The record is from RefSeq and is a predicted model, not a curated record.